Molecule: messenger RNA, 1338 nt
Organism: Hydra vulgaris (swiftwater hydra)
Lineage: Eukaryota; Metazoa; Cnidaria; Hydrozoa; Anthoathecata; Hydridae
Biological process (GO): regulation of exocytosis; protein secretion
Cellular component (GO): intracellular membrane-bounded organelle
Molecular function (GO): GTP binding; GTPase activity
Source: RefSeq, a predicted model, not a curated record
AAAUAAGUAUUUAGGCUUUUUAAAAUAAAAUGAAGUUCAAGUUGUUUAGUGAAAUGUACUGCAACUUACCAUGUAAUAAGUAUCAAGCAAAAAUGCGUUUGUAAAAGUUAAAAUGGCUGCUGAUUUUGUAUUCAAGAUUAUUAUAAUUGGAGACUCAGGCGUUGGAAAAUCAUGUCUGCUCCGACGAUUUGCAGACCAAUCAUAUACAGAUAAUUAUAUAAAUACAAUUGGGGUAGAUUUUAAAGUACGCACAUUUGAAAUUUAUGGUAAAACAGUCAAGUUAAAUAUCUGGGACAGUGCAGGGCAAGAACGUUUUCGAACUAUUGUAAAUACAUACUAUCGUGGUGCACAUGGUAUAUGUCUUGUGUAUGAUAUAACUAAUAUGGAAUCUUUUACAAAUUUAAAUGAUUGGUUAAAAGAUGUUAGUGAACUUGCAGAAAAAAAUGCAAAAAAGCUUAUUAUAGGCACAAAGUUGGAUUUGGAAUCACAACGCUGUGUAAAGACAGAUUAUGUCCAGGCUUACAGUGAUCAAUUCGACAUUCCUUUCAUUGAAACCAGUUCAAAAGAAGGAAGAAAUGUUGACGAUGCAUUUCGUCAAAUGACAAAACUGUUGUUAUCAGAUAUUGAUCAGGAAUUAGUUUCAAAUGCAGAAAAUGCAUCGAUAAAACUUCCUCCUAGCAAAAAUGUGGUUUCGAGUGGAAAUAAAAGCGAAAAGAACUGCUGCUAAUAAAAAUAAUGUUUAAACUUUAUAUUUUUUUAUUAUUUCUUUAUUAUAUUUUUUUAUUAUUUCUUUAUUUUAUUUUAGUAGUUUUAUUUCUCAGAGCUAUUUUUCUAACUUUUUUUUUUUCAUAAAUUUUAAUUUAUGAAAAAAUAAACAUAAUUUUUAAUUGCUAUCAAUUUUUACUAUUCAAAUUACUCCUGAUUUUUAUUAGUUGCUGAUUUCCGAACUUGUUACAAAUUAAUUGAAAAGUUAUAAUUUCAAAAUAUUAUAUAUACCUAGAACUUUAUAUUUUGUAUUUUUCUUUAUUUUCAAAAAAAGAAAUAUUUCAUUUCAUAGAGAGAAGUUAUAAAACAAUACUUUGUCUUUGCAUUUUUUGUGUGUGUCUGUUUGUUUGUGUAAAAAUCUCAAUUCACUCAAGUUUACUUUCAAUUGUACUGAUUAUCGAAUAUUAAAUGUUGGUUUUAAUAUUUUAAAAUGUUUUAAAUUUUCUAUUUGUUUCAAUGUUCUAUGGUUUUUAUAGUAAUUUAUAGUUAAUCUUUUUUGACAACAUUUCUUAUUAUAAUUGUAUUUUUUUAAAUGCUUAACUGCUAUAAAAAAAAAAGUUAUUUUGAUGUUUA